Lodderomyces oxycetoniae is the source of this 630-nucleotide messenger RNA. Its product is annotated as SOD4. The transcript has a single exon. The record is from RefSeq and is a predicted model, not a curated record. Bases 1 to 630 code for a protein of 209 amino acids. Gene Ontology annotation, biological process: superoxide metabolic process. Gene Ontology annotation, cellular component: extracellular region. Gene Ontology annotation, molecular function: copper ion binding. NCBI's taxonomy places the organism in Eukaryota, Fungi, Ascomycota, Pichiomycetes, Serinales, Debaryomycetaceae.
AUGUUUUUUAAAAAAGUUUAUUUGGCCAUAGUGUUGGUUUCUUCGUUUGUUCUUGCAGGUGAUGCACCUAUUCAAAGCGAUUCUAAAAAUCAACAACCCUAUGUUGCCACUUUUAAACAACCUUCAGGUAUUUCAGGAUGCAUCAAGUUUGAACCAGCAAACAAUGGUUCGGUUCUUGUUGAAGUAGACCUUGAUAAUUUGCCAUCAACAGGUGGGCCUUUCCCAUAUCACAUUCAUCAGUUUCCAGUACCAAACAAUGUCAACUGCACUGGAACUGGUGGGCACUUUAACCCAUUCAAUGGGAGUGUAACAGCAACCUCGCCUGCAGCAAAAGAAGUUGGUGAUUUGGCUGGUAAACACGGAAAUAUCACCACCCUGAAGUAUAGCGCCGAGUAUGUUGAUAAUUAUUUAUCAUUGAACCCAAAAUCUAAAGCCUUUAUUGGAGGGUUAUCAAUUGUCAUUCACGCAAGUGACAACUCAAGACUUGCGUGUGCCAACAUUAGUGAACUUUUUGAGACAAGUGGUGUAAACUCGACAUCUACAACAUACGUUGUUAGUGCCAAUGAAGCUGGUAAUUGGAACAUUGAUGGUUUCAUAGUUGGUGCUAGUUUAUUGGCUUUAUUAAUAUAA